AGGUAUUGUAGGGGGUGCAAAAAACGGCGAAGCCUUGGGAGCAACAGUUUCUUCGAAGAGUUCCCUAGAAUUUCUCUGGGAAAGAUUCUUCUUUGUAUAUACUUCUUUCUGGAGGACGACUCCCAAAAAUCUGCAUCCAGGAAGAUCGGCCUAACGAAAGAAAAAACGUCUCAGAUCUACAGAAAACUGGAGGACGUGUGCUCGGUCGAUCUUGAGUACAACCCAAUCAUCCCAUUUGCAGGUCCCGGGAUAGUUGUCAAGUGCGACGAAAGCAAGUUUAACCACAAGGCUAAAGUAAGUAAGCAAUCUGUUUUUUUUUUUUUCAUGUCAGCAAGCCGGCCUUGCCGGGACACAUUAUGGAAUGUUUGUUUGUCGCGUAAUCUAGUCUCAUUGAAAGAGAAAGUCAUGGUAUCUAACUUUGAAGCGUUAGGGUAAGGGUGGGAGUGGAAGUAGAACCUUCCCACCAUUUAGCAGGAUAUGGAAUCAAACGAAUUGAACCAUGGAAAAAGGUCUCAUGUCUGAAACAGGUUAGCAAAAUGAACAAUUUUUAUGAGGAUUUCUUAGUUAUUUGCCCCCGCAAAAAAUCCAACUCAUGAAACUCUUUUCUUUUUUUUUUUUUUAAUUUGGUCCAGUUAGCUGCUUGCGAGUCUGUAUUCAAAGAGGUAAUAGUCGGAUGCAAUAAUAUUAUCAAAUUACCGAGUGUUAACUAAGGCAUUGUGUUAAACACCUGCUUACAAGGUGAUUUGUUUUUAUCUCAGAACAACCGCGGGAGAAGAGCAGAGCGGGACGUUUGGGUCUUUGGCAUUGUUACAAUCGAAUACACUCCUUGCCGAGGCUAUUUUCAAAUUGUCAAACGUAGAGAUGCUGCAACUCUGCAUCCUAUAAUUGAAAAAUGUAUUCUUCCGGGCACUGAAGUGCACACAGAUGACUGGGGUGCGUAUAGGAACCUUGAUCAGCGGCUAAACAAUGUUGCAACGCAUAGAGUUGUAAACCACUCUAGAUAUUUCGUCGAUCCGCGCACCGGCAUUCACACACAGGAAGCAGAAUCGUGUUGGGCUACCCUUAAAUUAAAGCAAGUAAUGAAGAGGGGAAUUAGAAUAAAGGACAUGCAGUCAUAUCUUGACGACAGGAUGUGGCGGCAAUAG
Molecule: messenger RNA, 1145 nt
Organism: Porites lobata
Lineage: Eukaryota; Metazoa; Cnidaria; Anthozoa; Scleractinia; Poritidae
Source: the annotation of a GenBank genome assembly